AUGGCAGGCACAUCGGUAUUAUCCCUUCCUCCUGAUCAGGAUCAUCAUUGUUUGGAUAUCCCUUUACAUUACAACCUUAAGACAGACCCUGCACCAUCUCUUCAACAACAGCAGCAGCAGCCGUCUUCGGUCUUGCCGACAUCCGAUACUACAACAACAACAAGCGUGGGUGGCCUUGACAUCAUUAAUGAACAUGACGAAGAUGAACAAGACCAUGACACUGUUAGACAGCAAUAUGAAAACAUGACCUAUGAUGAUCUAUCACGCCGCAUGAGUGAAAACUACAAGCAACUCUCAUCCAUCCUAGGCAAUAUUGGCUCCGGCAUAAAGGAACCACCGACACGGAACAACAGCGACGACGAUAACAGCCAAAUUCCCAACACAGCAACAACAACAACAGCAACCCCCGCCGCCGACCAAGCUAGGGAGGAUGACAACAACGAUCUUGAAGAUGAUGAUACCCUUAUCCAUAGAACUGAUUUGGAUGAUGCAACCAAGCGACGUAAAAUGACAAAGUUGUUUUGUCGUGCAGCCACUACUGGGGACGUGGAUAAGGUUACUCAGUGGCUAGAAGAGCCCUAUCGACCUUUUAUUGAUAUUGAUGCACGCGAUGAGGAUGGCACCACUCCAUUGAUCUAUGCUGCAUGUUUUGGUAAAACGACCAUUGCUCAAGCACUCUUGAAUGCAGGCGCAAAGACCGAUGUUCAGGAUUCUUAUGGAUGGUCAGCUCUCAUGUGGGCCACCAAUAAUAACCAAGAAGGCAUUGUAAAACUACUCUUGGAGAAUGGUGCCUCAUCCAACACCCGAUCAGCCAAAGGUCGUACGGUCUUUGAUUUCCUCAACACAGACAACCAAAAGAUUGUUGAAAUCCUCGCAACCAACCCACGCGAUAGCAUGUCUUCCACCUCAAGCAUUAUGGGCCGUAAAGCGGGUAGCUUAUCUUCAACUACAUCAUCCAAUGCUGAUGAUUGCGAUUUUUAUUUCCAAUCCACCCCUGAAGCCUAUGAUACAUUUAUGGCAGAAGAAGCGGAUCGUCGUCGCAAGUUGCUUGAGACAGCAAUGGCCUUGGCAGAUGGUCACAACGUGAAUGACUUGGAUCAUGAUUUCUCUGAACAUAUGGAUGAUGGGGCUUAUGAAGGCGAAGAUGACGAUAACGACGACGAUGAUGAUUUUGAAAACAAUGAAUUCCAAUGGGAUCGAUGCUUGCCUGAUCAAAUGUUUGUGUUUGGUGCCGACAGCUUGCAGUAUAUUCUUGAUACCGUGAUCACCAACAUUCAGCUCCCUGUACAAUCUCGUCAAGAGAUUUGUGUUCCUUCCAAUGUUAUCUUUCUCAGUGCUCGUUUUGCUCAUUACUUCUCAAGCGAUGAUUUGCUUCAAGAGGUGAUGAAUGGUGCUAUGGAACGUAUCAGCAAGACAAUCAAGGCCAAUGCUCGCAAUGUGCAUAUCUUAUCCUUCUGGAUCACCAAUGCUACACAACUUUUAUACUAUCUCAAGAAGGAUGCAGGUCUUGUCACUGCUACAGCUGAGCAUCAGCUGCGUAUCUCGGAGCUGAUUUCUGAAAUUUACGGCAUGAUUGUAUCGGAUACCGAACGUCGUCUUAUCAAGAUCCUUCCUCGUGCCAUGCUUCACUAUGAGCAAAUACCUGGCAUGGAAGAUGUUAAUUUUGCUGAUGAUUGGCAACGUUUCUUUAGAAGAAGUACACGACGAUCGGUGAUGAUUCCAACGGAUGGUGGGAUGGCUGUUCAAAUGAAAAGAAGCACCAGUACAGGCACUACUGCUACAGCUGCAGCUCUUUCAGCAACCAAAGAUGACAACGACACGUGCACGAUCAUUUCUCCGCAAUCGGUUACCAGCUUGUUGACAUCCACUCUUUAUGUCUUGCAAUCAUAUGAUGUGCAUCCUACCAUCAUCAUUCAAGCGCUUGCCCAAUUCUUCCAUUACAUGUCAUGUGAGCUUUUCAAUCGUAUUCUCACCAACAAAAAGUUAUUGUGUCGAUCCAAGGCUUUGCAAAUACGCAUGAAUUUAUCUCACGUGGAAGAUUGGAUCACCCAAGAGCAUUUACCUUCAAGCCUUGCAAGCUACCUUGAGCCUACCACCCACUUGUUACAAUUGCUACAAUGCUUGACUCAGCUGCCUGAUCUUGUCAGCUUUAUCCACACGGCCAAGAAAUUCGAUUCCAUCAAUGCACUCCAAAUCAAGCGCUGCGUUACCAAUUAUCGCUAUGAAGUCAAUGAACCACGUUUGCCAGAUGAAAUUGAAAAGUAUGCAUUACAAAUUGCUGAAGACACAAUGCGAUACAAGCAAGCCCGAUCACUCGAGAUGGUUAGACGAAGGAGGAGUUUAUCCAUGUCGCGUAGUCAAAGCCUUUCCAUGCAACGCUCUCGUUCACGACGCAAUAGCGUAUCGAGUUUUGUGGGAUCUCUCAUAUCCACUGUAGGCAUCACUACUUCAGCUUCCUUGCCACCCACAUCGCUACCCUCUUCACCUACUGAGGAAAAAGAACAAGAAGAACACAAGGAUAUGGUGGAUGAACCCGCUGAAGUGGAUGAAGAAGAUAAGGCAAUUGAAGAAACCAGAGAUACCAAGUUUAUGUUGCCAUUCUCUGUUCCCACCACAGCACAUAUGGUGAGCAUCAAUGGAUGGGCUCCUGAUAGUGCCAAAGGCGAAGAACGAUUGGUGACACCUAUCAUCCCAGAUGAAUGGAUGGAGAAAUUGGAUAAUGCUGCUGCUCCUUGUACUGCAGCUGAGAAGGAAGACAGCGAGUAG
Lichtheimia ornata is the source of this 2766-nucleotide messenger RNA. RefSeq lists its product as uncharacterized. The transcript is spliced from 3 exons. The record is from RefSeq and is a predicted model, not a curated record. NCBI's taxonomy places the organism in Eukaryota, Fungi, Mucoromycota, Mucoromycetes, Mucorales, Lichtheimiaceae. The coding region runs from base 1 to 2766 and encodes 921 amino acids. Gene Ontology annotation, molecular function: GTPase binding.